GUAAUUUUUAGAAUAGUUUAAAAUGAGUAGCAUAGGUUUUGAGAAGUUGGACUCGAAAGAUAAUGAGGUGGAGAUUGAUAUCCUUCCUUGUCUGUUUAGUAGGAGUGAGGAUGAGGUUAACAGGCAUUUAUACUUUGAUUCGCAACUUAAAGAUCAGCAUCCUGAAGAUGGUGUAAAGACAGCCAGUUUGAGGGGAUAUAAGAUCAAGGGUAAAGAAUUUGAUCCUAAGGAUUACGCUCUUACUUGAGUUAUACAAGAGACAAGUCUGGCUAACCAAUCAAAGACAGUCCAAAUCAUCGGGGAUGUAAAGAAGAUCACUGUAUGGGAACAAGGAGAGAAAUAUAGAGACAACAAUGAUCGUACUACACUCCAUGAUUUACUGAAUUACAGGCAGAUCUUAGCUGAGGAUGAUGAAUAAAUAAGUCAAGAUAUUUCAAC
Messenger RNA from Moneuplotes crassus, 438 nucleotides. The record is from the annotation of a GenBank genome assembly. NCBI's taxonomy places the organism in Eukaryota, Ciliophora, Spirotrichea, Euplotida, Euplotidae.